Messenger RNA from Exserohilum turcica Et28A, 967 nucleotides. RefSeq lists its product as uncharacterized. The transcript has a single exon. The coding region runs from base 300 to 572 and encodes 90 amino acids. NCBI's taxonomy places the organism in Eukaryota, Fungi, Ascomycota, Dothideomycetes, Pleosporales, Pleosporaceae. The record is from RefSeq and is a predicted model, not a curated record.
GCUUACCUCGCCCUUACACCAACAAAGAAACAAUCAGCGUGAGGGGUAAAAAGAAAGCUCAUCGGCGCUUCGACCUGCACUGCGGAACACGACCACACGACCCGUCUCCCGUCCCAGACAAAAAAGACUCAGCCCGCCGCACGCUUUUCCGGCUUGGACUCUUCCGCUUUUCCAUCCAUCUACACAAUAAAACAACCUCUUCUUGUCGUCAUCCACCCGACACACUCUCUCCAGCUUCGACCUCAAGCUCCACUCACACCACCCACACACCCACACACACACACACAUCACUCAACACCAUGCCGCCAAUCAGCCAGUUCCCUCCUGCGCGCGUCUUCCUCAAGACUGCUGCUUCAUCUGCGCCCUCUCCCUCGCCCAUCUCCACCACCACCGCCGCCGCUCGGAGAUCGUCCAUGUCAUCAUCCUCGCCCCUCAGCCCCCGCUACACAAUGGCCAUGGCCAGCACAUCCUCAGCCCAGCAACAGGCCUUGGCACAAAUGCUCUCGUCGCAAAGAUCCAGCGUCCAAAGAGUGGUGACGCUGGGCGAGUCUCCGAGACGGGUGACCAACUAGCUUCGUCUGGCCUGGUGCUUGAUUGAAUAAACCCCCCAUAUUUUACAUGAGGGAGCUAGGGCGUUUUUGGCAUGUGACUCUUGAUUUUUAGCCACCGGGGCGUUUUUGGAGCGUUUACGAUAUGAAAUAUGGCCCGAACGAUACGUCGUUUCGCGUGGCUCCUCUCGUUCCUUUUUUUGUGUGUUCUGUUUUGUUCGGACAUUUUGGGAAAACAAAAACAUGUGCCUGUGUUAAGAAAGUGUUUCUUUGCAAGCUUGGAGUUUUGUAUAUAGAUGUUUUGGGGGGCCUGUUUUUCGCCGCGGUUUUUUUUUGGUUUUCGGGUUCUGGUAACGCUGAAAAAAAAGGACGUUGCAAAAUGAAAAUGAAAAACAAUUCAAUCACAUUCAAUCUCAUUC